AUGCGUAUAUCAGAGCAAAACGUCCUUGAAUUUUUUGAUGUGUCAGGUUCGUCGUCGGAGUACACCGCCGUCUACUUUUUAAAGUCUGCGCAAACCAUGGACGAGGCUAUUUCAAAUUACUUUGACCGUGGCUGCCCAACAAUACAAGAGCCUGGAAACUAUCAAACGAUUUUCAAGUCAUCAAAACCCAAACCAGCACCAGCACAAGUAUACAAAGGCAAUGAGAAACAACUCCGAAAUGUCUUUACAAAAGUUGCUCUGGAUGGCGUGGUGAGUUCAAGUUGCGAGAACGUCGAGACGUUUUGUCAAGAGUUGAACAUUUCUCCAGACGGGUAUGAAACUUAUGUGUUAGGGUAUUUGGGUAAAUGUGCCCUUUACCAACACUUCGAAGAAGUACAUGUCGCAAACCUUGAGCCACAAUUAGUCGGCUACAAAGACGUGAAAGACUUCAUUCAGAAGAAGUUCGCUUCAUUUGAAGGAGACUCAUACUACAAAUUCCUCGCACACGUCUAUAAAUGGGUUUUGAUAUUACUCGCAGAAGUGAAUAAAACAGUAGCACCAGGACAACCACAAACAACAAUGACUGACGUUGUUGGAGAUAUUUAUAAGGACGUCCUUAAACCGGAAUACCAGACCCCACUAUUCGACCAAUUCAUCGACUACGAACUUCACAGACAUAAACAAACACUCAAGGAAAAAAAAAUCAUGAAGGACGCUUUCUCAUUCCUCCCAACGUUUUUGGAGACGUUCAAGACCCUCAAAAACAUCCUCGCAAUAAAGGACGUCGACGAAAGAGAGGACUUACUCGCACUCCCAACGAUCUACACGGACUUCAUCAUCGAUAUGAAAGAGAAGGAAAAGAAGAAAUAA
Messenger RNA from Entamoeba invadens IP1, 870 nucleotides. RefSeq lists its product as hypothetical. NCBI's taxonomy places the organism in Eukaryota, Evosea, Mastigamoebida, Endamoebidae. The record is from RefSeq and is a predicted model, not a curated record. The coding region runs from base 1 to 870 and encodes 289 amino acids. The transcript has a single exon.